Molecule: messenger RNA, 2139 nt
Organism: Microdochium trichocladiopsis
Lineage: Eukaryota; Fungi; Ascomycota; Sordariomycetes; Xylariales; Microdochiaceae
Product: SNF2 family N-terminal domain-containing protein
Exons: 9
Coding region: 1-2139 (712 amino acids)
Molecular function (GO): ATP binding; ATP-dependent chromatin remodeler activity
Source: RefSeq, a predicted model, not a curated record
AUGAUUCAGAGUCUGCUGGAGGAGCCUGAUCUUUCCCUGCACGCACGCUGUUAUCCAGACGAACAGUCCGGCACGCGCAAGUCGGUCAUUCAGCAAUGCACCAUAGAUAUUACGGUGUGCGGUCCAUUCUCUCAACUGGACGAAGUAGGAACCUGGUUCCAAGACUACGAGGUGUAUCUACAGGAUCCGAGACACUGCCACCAAAACGUCCGCUAUUGCAAUCCUCAUCGACUAUCAUCAUCAGACUUAGACAGCUGCCCCUGGCUGUCCGACUACGUGUCAGACAAGACCGUCCUCGAAUUUGAGGAGAUUACCGACCGUCGAGAUGUUCUUGAUGUCUUCAGCACGAGGAAAGAUCUCGAAGAAGCAGACCAGCCAGCAGCAAUUCUGACGGCGUUGAAGAAGCACCAAAAGCAGGCAUUGACUUUCAUGCUUGAACGGGAAAAGGGGUGGAAUUACCGAAGUGCAGGAGGUGACGUCUGGGAAGUCCUUGACUCGAGUCGCAUCCCGGUGUUUCUUAACACGGUCUCAAACUCGUGUCAGGCGGAAGAGCCACCACAGUUCUAUGGCGGAAUCGUCGCAGACACAAUGGGCCUUGGUAAAACCUUGACUAUGAUCUCUCUAGUGACCACCGACCACGAGAACGACCAACAGCACUGCCAUGUUCAGGGUUUCGACAAUGGAGAAUCCUGCGGAAGACCGACCACGUCCGCAACGCUCAUUAUUGUUCCACCACCACGUAAGCACGUGAGACCCGGAUGUAUCAAUGUUCACAUUCACCACAGGAAAACACGUUUGGGAGAAUCUUCGACAUUGAAGAGGGGCGAUAUCGUGUUGACAACAUUCCACACUGUUUCAGCUGACUGGAAGCCAGCUGGGACGUCGCACGAAUCUUUCAUUUUUUCGCGUUGUUGGAGAAGAAUCAUCCUCGACGAAGCGCACUUUAUCAAGAAUGGAAACACUCGCAUCACAAAAGCUGUGUGUGCACUCGAGGCCGUCGCUCGAUGGGCGGUCACGGGCACGCCGAUACAAAACCGUCUGAGCGAUCUCGCCACUCUCUUACAAUUCGUACGCCCGCAUCCCUACGGCGACCCCCGAUGCUUUGAUGCCGACAUCUCUCAGCUGUGGAAGUCAGGACAAAGUACCAAAGCAGUCGAACGUCUGAAGCUGCUUUCCGCCUCUCUUGUCCUCCGCAGAAGUCAAGGAACAAUCGAACUACCUCCACGGAAAGACCUGUUAUGUCCUGUUGAUUUUACACAGAAGGAGCGCGAAGUGUACGAGCGGAUGAGAGAGCAUGCCAUCACACGUAUCGAUGACGCGUUGCAUGAAGGGCACCAACAGCAACGCGCACACGGCUCAUCUCAUGUCAAUGCUUUGCAGCAGAUCGAAGCAUUGAGACUGUUCAGCGACCUUGGCCUCCAUUACCAUUCCCGACCAUCGGCCAUGGCCGAUUCCGAAGAGUGGGAGCAGCAAGCUCAGGCUGUGCUCUAUCGCCAGUGCGAGUUGGGACCAGUGAUCUGUAUCCAGUGCUCGUCUGCGACCGACAUGACAGAAAUCGCGAGCGAUGAUGGGCUUUCCUCUAACACGUCGAAACGGCAAGAACCUAGGGCACGCUUUUUCAGCUGUCUACGCUUCAUAUGCAGCGAUUGCGUCGACAAUCUCGGCCGAUCUAGGCGCUCGCUUCCGUGCGGGCACACCAAGUCGUGUGCUUUCGCCUCCGUAUCGACAAGCUUAACAUCUAAGGUCGACGACACAGUCGUUGCUCACAAUACUCUGGAGACAUCGGACUCUCAGAACUUCACGCACAUGUCUUCCAAGGUAAAGGCACUGGUGGCUGACAUUCAUACAGUCCCUGCACACGUGAAAUGCUUGACGUUGACUGCCGCCUCGCGAGCUUAUCUCCUCGAGCCUCAUUGGAACCCCACGCUCGAGGAUCAGGCUCUGGCGAGAGUCCAUCGCCUUGGACAGGAACGGCCAGUGACGACGAUUCGUCUCUACAUGCGCAAUUCCUUUGAAGAAGAGGUCAUGAAACUCCAGGACUCGAAACGGGAUCUAGCUGGCAUUCUUCUGUCACCCCAUGACGGAAUUGAGACGGACACCAGUCUGGGAACAUUGGAGAGGCUACGGUCACUCCUGUGA